CAACAAUAGCCGGGAGGAAGAUGUAGCGAUUGCUACUGACAGUCGCGCGGCGGGAGGAGACCGGAGACCGACCCAGGGCAGUCCGCUAAGGGCAGGAUGGCGGUGGCGAGCGUGGAGGAGCAGGCGCCGCCGCCGACUUCAGCCUGGCCGCUGGCUCUGGGCCGAGACCCGGUGAGCUCGUCGCUGCUGGCGGCCUCCGGGCUGCUUUUGCUGAUGGUUUUCUGGCGGCUGCUGGGCCGCCGCUGGGCGCUGCAGGGUAUGCCGCCGGGUCCCAGACCUUGGCCGCUGGUGGGCAACUUCGCCUUCGCCCUGUUGCCCGGCCGGUUGAAGAUCAAGCGAGUGGUUGGCGUCGUCGGUGCCGAGCAGAUGCUUAGCACUGUGAAGGUCUCCAGCUGCAGCGCCUCCCGGCCCUUCUCGGUGCAUUUGCUGCUCACCGGCCUGGCCAAGGUCUACGGCAGCAUCUUCAGCCUCUUCGUGGGCAGCCGCCCCAUCAUCGUGCUCAGCGACUUUGAGGCUGUGCGGGACGCCCUGGUCAACCAGGCCGAGGUCUUCAGCGACCGGCCCAGCGUGCCCGUGGUGGCCAUCAUCACGAAGAAGAAAGGUGUGGUGUUUGCACCGUACGGCCAAGUAUGGAAAAAACAGCGGAAGUUCUCCCAUUCGACUCUCCGUCACUUUGGAUUAGGGAAGCACAGCUUGGAACCAAAGAUUAUUGAAGAAUUCAAGUAUGUCAAAGGAGAGAUCCUGAAGCAUGGAAGGGAGCCGUUCAACCCCUUCCCCAUUAUUGGCAACGCGGUUUCCAAUAUUAUCUGCUCGAUGGCCUUUGGCAGGCGCUUCGACUAUGAUGACGUGAACUUCAAGGGCAUGCUGAGCCUCAUGUCGCGGGCCCUGGAGAUCAGCUUGAACAGCCGCUUCCUUCUCAUCAACAUCUGCCCUUGGCUGUACUACCUCCCUUUUGGGCCGUUCCGGGAAUUCCGACAGAUCGAGCUGGAUAUCACGAUUUUCCUGAAGAAAAUUAUUGCACAGCACAGAGAGAGCCUGGAUCCUCAGAACCCCCAGGACUUCAUUGAUAUGUACCUCCUGCAUGCGGAUGAGGAGAAAAAGACCAACAGCGAGAGCAGCUUCGAUGAAGAGUACCUGUUCUUUAUUAUUGGAGAUCUUUUUAUCGCGGGCACGGACACAACAUCCAACACGCUGCUCUGGAGCCUGCUUUACAUGGCACUUCACCCCCAGGAACAAAAAAAGGUACAAGAGGAAAUUGAAUUGGUGAUUGGACACGAUAGGCCUCCUUCCCUUGCCGACAAAGCACGGAUGCCCUUCACAGAAGCAACAAUCAUGGAAGUUCAAAGAAUGACAGUGGUUGUGCCUCUUUCCAUUCCCCGGAUGGCAUCGGAGACAACAGUGCUGCAGGGCUACACUAUUCCAAAGGGCAGUGUAAUAAUUCCUAACUUGUGGUCCGUGCACAGAGAUCCCAACAUAUGGGAGAGACCAGAUGAUUUUUAUCCUGCAAGGUUUCUCGAUGAAAACCGCCAGCUCCUCAAAAAAGAAUCAUUUAUUCCUUUUGGCAUUGGAAAACGAGUGUGCAUGGGAGAGCAGCUGGCCAAGAUGGAACUAUUUCUGAUGUUUGUGAGCCUUCUGCAAAAUUUCACCUUCCUGUAUCCCGAAGACUCCAAAAAGCCAUCAAUGGAAGGAAGAUUUGGCCUGACUUUAGCUCCAUUUCCAUUCAACAUAAUUGCCUUAAAGAGAUGAAUCAGCCUCUGACAAGAAUGCUGCAUGAUGUUUGCAUUAUUCUAAUGAAAUUCAGGGCUAUACAUUCAAAUGCACUUCACUAACAAAAUCACCAAGCCUGAGCAGGAAUAGAAAGCCUGCAGCCCACAAUGUUCCCUUUUAGCCUGGGGAUUUUUUCAGUAGAUACGUUGAACUCUGGACAGUGGGGAAAAAACAAGCUUCUACUUCUCAGAGUUGCAGAGCCAUGAGUGGUGGUUGUGGUGCAGAAAUUCUUACCAAAUCUGUCAGGCAUCAAGUGGAUUUUUAUAUCAGAAAAUUCAUUUAUACAGUAGGACAGCAGGUGACCAUUAACAGAGUGAAAAGUGACAGUGUAUUCAGAUAGCUCAUUUAUUGGAGAAUACUGGCAUCCUUUUGAAAGGGUGCACUGAAGGUUCAUAGAGAAGCAUCUUAAAACCCCAUGGUUCUUCCUCCAUCUGAGCGAGUCUCACGUUUACUAACCUUCACUGUGAAAAGAGCAGUCUUGCGCACCACUGAUUUAAAUGCUGGUUCAGUCCUCAGGCUUGCCUUGUUCCCAUGCUUCAGGCAGGGUGACAGCUUUUUAAAGGUGAUAUUAAGCGCUGCAUGUACAUUUAUUCAAUGAAAUGUACAUUUCACACACUCAUUCCAAUAAUGCUAACAGAAAAAUGUGGAAGACUUGCUUUAGGGGAAAUGGGUUAUGUCAGUGGGCUUCAGACAAUCAGCACUGUGCACAGCUGGUUUCUGCUUCAGUCAUGCAGAACCUGCUUCUCCCGAGCCUUGAUCUGGCUGAAAAGAUCCGAAUGUGUUUCGUGUACUUCUACAGCUCAAAACUAUACAUCUGUAUAUAUUCUGGAGCUUGCUUCAUGGUAGCUCUAUUACUGCUAAAACUGGAUCCUUUUGAGAUUAGUUAAAUCUUACUUUCUAUAGUUAGCUGGCCUUUGGGUUUUCCUGUAUUCUUAAUUUACUGCAGAUCUGCGCUGAGCCAAACUGAUUUAGCCAGCAAUUGACCUGCAAUGGCUGUAGAAAAAAUAUUUGAGGGUCAGUGUAGGGGCCAUAGGAAGCAGUGUUUACAGGUUCAAAUUAUACUGCUUCAAGCAAUUUGGCAAACCUUUGCAUGCUUAACUGUACGUGAUGCAAAAUGUACAGGAAGGCAAAAGCAUUUCUAAUCCUGCAUACUUGCUUAUGUUACUGUAUGUGGAAGGAGGCCAUUUCCUGAUGGCAUCCUUUGCCUUUACUCCUCUGAUCUUUGUGGGAGUUAUGAAUGUGCAAAUGGUAGAAGCUUGUAUUCAAGCCAACAAGUCACACUAGCGCCUGCACGUUUAUCCAAGGAUAGGAAACCAUACUGCCAAUGCUUUGGGCUGACCUAUUUGCCAGUGAAUGGUGGUAGUGAUGUGAGUCAAAAGUGGUACAAGCCUCUAAAUCAACAGUGUGCAGGUCUGACCUGUGCUGUUGAGAUUGCCGAGUGGUCAUGCCUUUAAGGUAGGCAGGUCACCUGGAAGUUUCUUGAAGAUUCUUCAUUGCAAAACAGUAAUUGCCCUGCUUACUUUCUGCUUGGAACAAGAGGCUUAAUAGGCAAAAAGCACUGGCUGAAUUCACAUAUCUUAGCAAACAACCCUGUGUGGUUUCCAAGGGGCAUGGAUUUUUGACCAAACCUAUCAAUCAGACAACCAUGUGUGUUCCCUGCUUCAUUCUCCCGCUCUUGUCAUGCUUUCUUCACAAAUGAAAUCUUUUUCCUUACACUAUUGCUGCUUAUGGACUUCAGCAGCCUCAUCUUGAUUGGUCUGCUGAAGUUUUGAGACAGGUUCUCUUGCCUUCCUCUUGUAAGUAUAUCUGCAUUUCUGCAGUGCUUCCUAGCUAAUUCAGCUGCAAAGGAUUUUUUUAAAAAUUUAAAUCAUAGUUGCUGCAACACCCCCUUCUUCCUCCAUGCAGUAUCCAGUUUCUUCCUAUUUCCAAAAGCAAACAAGAAUGAAGUGUGUGAUGCCACCUGUGUUGCUGGGGAGCUGAGGGUAGAUAAGGAUGACUGAGUGGCCACUCUCUUAGCAGGACUCUGUGGUGUUCCCAUACCAGCAAUGGCAAAAUGGAAAUGCUGGGUCCAGAUGACCAGAGAAGUCAUGGUGAAGCAUGGAAACCUUAGAACAGAUUACUGCUUCUGUCUGUGGUUUGGAGAAACGAAAGGUGCUGUACAGAAAGACUGUGAGCGGGUCUGGAAAACACAACAGAUCAACAAGGGUAUGACAUGGCUUCUCAUGAACCAUUAUGAAGCUGGCAGUUGAACUGAUUCAUUGUCUGGCAUGUUAGACCUCCUGUAAUAAGGCAACAUUUUAAUGAAGCACUUUAUAUUUUAAUCUGGAUCCAAAGAUUGGUAUUUCUGUAUUUUUGUAGGUGGUAAGGCCUUGCUAAUGAUUAUAUAUAUGUAAGUUCCCUACAUCUUGCUGGCUUUUUCCUUUUUCAAAAUCAAUGCCUUGUUUAGAAUUUUAGUAGGAAGGAUUGUUAAUACUGUUAGAAACUAGCAUCUGAGACAGGUGCUAACUUUUAAAAAUGUGCCUCUAUUUCUACAUAUAGCCUGAGAUCUCUUUCUCAGUGUGAAUCUCCUUUAAAUAAACCUUUUUAUUUGAAAAGCA
Molecule: messenger RNA, 4364 nt
Organism: Varanus komodoensis (Komodo dragon)
Lineage: Eukaryota; Metazoa; Chordata; Lepidosauria; Squamata; Varanidae
Product: cytochrome P450 2U1
Exons: 5
Coding region: 97-1746 (549 amino acids)
Biological process (GO): xenobiotic metabolic process
Cellular component (GO): cytoplasm; intracellular membrane-bounded organelle
Molecular function (GO): oxidoreductase activity, acting on paired donors, with incorporation or reduction of molecular oxygen, reduced flavin or flavoprotein as one donor, and incorporation of one atom of oxygen; heme binding; iron ion binding
Source: RefSeq, a predicted model, not a curated record